Hypoxylon fragiforme is the source of this 1380-nucleotide messenger RNA. Its product is annotated as putative S-adenosylmethionine-dependent methyltransferase of the seven beta-strand family. Gene Ontology annotation, molecular function: protein-lysine N-methyltransferase activity. The coding region runs from base 237 to 1094 and encodes 285 amino acids. The transcript has 2 exons. The record is from RefSeq and is a predicted model, not a curated record. Gene Ontology annotation, cellular component: cytoplasm. NCBI's taxonomy places the organism in Eukaryota, Fungi, Ascomycota, Sordariomycetes, Xylariales, Hypoxylaceae. Gene Ontology annotation, biological process: peptidyl-lysine monomethylation; peptidyl-lysine dimethylation.
CGACUUCAGUGGCGGGCAGUUUAUAACGUCCACACCUAAAGGUACACGGCAGCUGCUACUGGCGCAAGAUGUUUUUGACUAGGCCGUUAUUAUUCACACCGCUUACUUCUUUUGUCGUUCUGUCGAUUUCUGCCCAGGAUGCCCAGGAUGCCCCUCCAUAACUUCCUUCCUUUGAAGCUGAUAGCGAUUGCGACACGAUAAUGCCAAGGAAAGACUGAACAUUGAAACAAUGAACAAUGACUUGUAAUCCUCAAGAGUCCGCCGAAAUGUCCAAGCCAACCCACCUCAAGCCCUCGGCGCUGGGCACCAAAGAAUACUGGGACAACCUCUACGAGUCCGAGCUCUCCAACCACGCCGACGACCCCUCCAACACCGGCACCGUCUGGUUCGACGACUCGGACGCCGAGACCAAGCUCAUCGAAUUCCUCUCAUCCUCCUCCGCCGACCUGCACCUCUCCCAAGAAACCACCUCCUUCCUCGACCUCGGCACCGGCAAUGGCUCCCUGCUUUUCGCGCUGCGGGACUCCGACUGGAAGGGCCGCAUGCUCGGCGUAGACUACUCGGCCCAGAGCGUGCAGUUCGCGCGGCGCAUUGCCGAGUCGCGCUCCUCUUCCUCCUCCUCCUCCAACUCCGACUCCGACUCCGAUUCCCGCGAAGAGCCAAUCACUUUCCUGGAGCACGACAUUCUCAGCUCCCCAUCCGCGCUCCUCACAGGCGCCCAAUCCAACGGGUGGGACGUAGUUCUCGACAAGGGAACCUUCGACGCAAUCUCGCUAUCCUCCACCAUCGACCCCGCGACCGGCCUACGCAUCAAUGAAUCCUACAAGUCCAGAAUAACGCCCUUGGUCCGUGAGAACGGGAUCUUCCUCGUGACGAGCUGUAAUUGGACUGAGGAGGAGCUACGGGUUUGGUUCGAAGGGGAGGUUAGGGUUGAGGAGGAGGAGGAGGAGGAGAAGAAGAACGGCAGUAAUAGAGGGGGGUGGAAAUUUGUGGAGGUUGGCAGGGUAGCCUAUCCCAGUUUCAGCUUCGGCGGCGUCAAGGGGCAGACUAUUAGUAGUCUAUGCUUCAGGAAAGUGAGGAUCUCCACAAGUUGACGCUUCUCGGCCAUGAGAAUAUAGACUUAAUAUACCUGGGUACCUAUAUAUCAUCCUCUACUUUGGCACAACAGGCACAAAUCUAGGUUGACAAAGAAGUUUAGAUUCCCCAGCAAUGAAAUAGACAAAAGUAUACUAACAGUAGAUAAUCAUGUCACCGUCUUGUCAGUCUUAAUUGAAAAUCUAUUAAAAUUCAUCAUAGGGUGUCUUUUUUUGGUUCUUUUAAUCUUACACACCCGGCAGCACUACCGGAACAAUCAUCAUCUUUUCCGGCUUCUCAGGCUCG